Drosophila hydei is the source of this 1007-nucleotide messenger RNA. RefSeq names its product CD151 antigen. The record is from RefSeq and is a predicted model, not a curated record. NCBI's taxonomy places the organism in Eukaryota, Metazoa, Arthropoda, Insecta, Diptera, Drosophilidae. Gene Ontology annotation, cellular component: membrane. The transcript is spliced from 7 exons. Bases 266 to 976 code for a protein of 236 amino acids.
UCUCAUAACCAGUUCCAAGCGAGUGCUCGUGCGGUGAAUACGUUCAAAAACAUUUUCUGGUCCGACGUCAUUGAACGCCUACUUUUUGCAAAAUUUAUGUGAACAAAUCAGUAUAUUAUAAAAGAUAAAUGUAGUCGAAAACGCCUUGCAAACUAUAAUCAAGUGCAGCAAAAUCUUGUUUAUCGUAAAUUUAAUAAAUAUCGCCAAAAUUGGGUACUUAACAAAAACUUCGUUUGUAAUAACGGAGGGCAACAGAGGCGACGACAUGGGGUUUGGUUCGCGCAUGGACUGCUGCGGGCAGUUUGUGAAAUACAGUCUAUUCAUAGCGAACUUUGUUAUGUUUGUAGGAGGUGCUAUUGUUUUCAGUCUAACACUCUGGACCCUGGUUGAUCGCAGCUUUGUCAAUGAAUUACUGGGGACAAAUCUUUUCUCCGGUGCUGUCUAUGUUCUGUUAGUCACCUCUGUCAUUAUUUGUUUGGUUUCAUUUCUUGGUUGUAUAGGCGCUGGAAAGGAAGUUAAGUGCUUGCUCUUAUCGUAUUUCAUCAUCGUUGCUUUGGUUUUCGUUACCAUGCUAAUUGGCGGCGUUUUGGGCUAUGUAUUUCGUGAACGAGUGCAGCAAACUAUGCGACAGGAAAUGCGUUCCACAAUGGCCUUAUAUGGUAGUCGACGUGAGAUCACACAGGCUUGGGACUUAACACAGGAGCGCUUACAAUGCUGCGGCGUUGAUACUUGGCACGACUGGAAUCGAUAUGGACCUGUGCCGGAGUCAUGCUGUCAGGAACUGUUUGGGGGACAACGCAAAGAGUGCACCAUCUUUCCCACAAUUACGAAUCUAUAUAAUCAAGGCUGCUUGCAUGUGGCUACAAAUUUCAUACGAGACCAUGCUGCAGUAAUUGGAGGCACGUCUAUAGCUGUGGCUAUACUCAUGAUAUUUGGUAUGAUUUUCUCUUGUUUGUUAUUCAAUAUGAUUGAAUAGCAUCCGUUUACACAUUGUCAUAGUCAAGUCA